Phanerochaete carnosa HHB-10118-sp is the source of this 276-nucleotide messenger RNA. RefSeq lists its product as uncharacterized. NCBI's taxonomy places the organism in Eukaryota, Fungi, Basidiomycota, Agaricomycetes, Polyporales, Phanerochaetaceae. The transcript has 2 exons. Bases 1 to 261 code for a protein of 86 amino acids. The record is from RefSeq and is a predicted model, not a curated record.
AUGUCGACGACGUUAUUUGCGAAUCUUCUACCUGACGUUGUCGAUGUUUUCGACGUGAUUAACGAGUCUGAGGCAAGCACGACUCCACAGCUCAAGAAGAAGCUCGUGCAAGCUUCCAAUUCUCUCAGGGAUGACCUGAGCCGGGCGAGAGAAGCUGCAUACAACAUUGAGGGCGGUUAUCUCUCUCUCGAGGAGGAAGAGGUGAUUACUGAGAUGCUCAAGAGUUUGAUUGCUCGCAAGCGGUGUGUGCCAUUAACUUGAUACACGCAUCCCGCU